Molecule: messenger RNA, 1242 nt
Organism: Talaromyces marneffei
Lineage: Eukaryota; Fungi; Ascomycota; Eurotiomycetes; Eurotiales; Trichocomaceae
Exons: 2
Coding region: 1-1242 (413 amino acids)
Source: RefSeq, a predicted model, not a curated record
AUGGAGUACCAUUUCGUCCCACAAGAAGAACGUGCGCGAGACGAUAAAGGAAAUCUUCUACCAUGGGGUUAUGUCUACAAGGACGAAUCUCGCAACCCGCGCCGCCCUCCCGAAGAGUCGGGACCUUUUGGCCGCCGACGAAACGCUCGUUACGACCACGCUCGAUCGCGCACUCGCACAGGCACGCCUGCCAAGAAGGAAAAUCCCAGCGUCGCUGAAUUUAGCAGACUAUUUUCGCAGCAACAAGAAGAGGAACGCACCAACAACACUUUAUCCAAGUCUUCAUCGUCAGGUACUCUGGAAGGAUCAAGGAAAGUCGUUGAAAAAGUUGCAACUGAGUGCAUUCUCUAUGGGUACAAAAACAAGGAAAUAGAAUGGAAGGUUAUCGACAAAUACGAACGUAUCUCGCAAGGCAUGAUAUGUGAAGAUUAUCCUCGAAAUGACCCCUCUCUCUCCAAUAAGUACUCCCAGCUACUCAGUGGUGGCGAUGUCGUGAUCCGCGCAAACAUCUCUGCAGACGCCAAUCGCAAGUCGAAGCGUUAUGCAGGCGGACUUCACUGGAUCAAGGUUACGUUUGACUCUACGACUGCAGCCGAUCGCGCUUGUUUCUUUUCUCCUCAAGAGAUUGAUGGCUACCUCGUUUUCUGCGAGCUGUAUCAUGGACGCGGCCCUGCCGAGGACAUCGCUAUCCCCAAAGAGUCAGCUGAGGCCACUCGCACUCAUUCCAAAGUUCACCACACCCUUACAUCUUCCCACUCCACGGCCUUCCUUUCGAACCUCGAACCUGAGCGCUCGACGCUCCCUCGGUCUUUUGGUAUGGGAAAUCUUUCGACGAUUGGAGAUUUUGACGAAGGCGACUCUUCACUGUCGACCCCCACUGCUAGCUCAGCUACUGCAACUGCCGUAGCAGAACCUACCUCCGUUCUUCGUCAACGCUCUGUUCAGGAUACCCAAUUGGAACAACAGCCAGAGUCUGAAUUCAUGACCCACAUCCCUAAUGUUCGCCGAGCCGUGUUACGUCCUGUUAGUGAAGCGCUUCCUCCUCAACCAACGGUAACUGAACGUGUUUUGCGUUCUAUUCCAAUAUUGAGUUGGUUUACGGGCGAUAUAGUAGGUGACGGACCUCAACUUGGUGAUGAUGGAAAGUUUGAUUACAACAAGUCAACCUUUUAUUGGCGUUUUUGGUUCAUGAUUGACCAAGUUUUGGGCACUGAUAUUUGUGGCUUGAGAGAAGACUCUUGA